Molecule: messenger RNA, 1152 nt
Organism: Phytophthora infestans T30-4
Lineage: Eukaryota; Oomycota; Peronosporomycetes; Peronosporales; Peronosporaceae
Exons: 2
Coding region: 1-1152 (383 amino acids)
Cellular component (GO): nucleus
Molecular function (GO): nucleic acid binding; exonuclease activity
Source: RefSeq, a predicted model, not a curated record
AUGAACAAAUUGUUGUCGCCCGAUGGAGAUGUAGGCUACGACGUGACGGAGGACGAGUGGGAGCAGCUAGUGCAGCUAACGCAGAAGAGCGAGCGCUUCGAGAAGCUCUUCACCUUCCCGGAAGACGAACCUGGCUGGGUCACUACAAAGAGCAAGAAAAAAAAGACACACCUUAACAUUGUGGCUGUCGAUUGCGAAAUGUGCGUCACGCAAGAUGAGAGUAAUUGUGAGCGCAAGACCAACGCGCUGUGCCGCGUAUCCGCAGUGGACGGUGAGCACAUGCUGCGAAAUAUCAUCUCAGACUUCAUUGUACACCAACCUGAGCCUGGCUUCCACAUGGUCGACCCGAAGACGGACAUCCACGGCAUCACGCCACAGCAGAUCGCCAGCUGCAAGAUCACUGUGGCUCAGGCGCAGAAGAAGAUGCUCAAGUACAUUAACAAAGACACCAUCGUGGUGGGCCACUCGGUGUACGGCGACUUGGCUAGUAUGCGUAUCAACCACCGACGCGUCAUCGACACGGCGCUCAUCUUUCAACGUAAAGACGGCAGUCCGUCCCGUGCGACGCCCGGACUGAAGGAUCUCACAAAGUUCUUGCUUGGCUUUGACAUGCCCCAGGGCCACGACAGUACUGUCGAUGCUCAAGCGUCCAUGAUGGCCGCCAAAUAUGCUGCUCGACAUGAAACCGGAAGGAUCAUCCCGUCAGCUCUGGAGCUGCAUGGACCUCAACCUGGUAAACCCGUCCCCGUAAAGAUCCCUGUGAAUGACGCGUCCUACAUUGACAUGGCCGCCAUCGAGACAACAGCCAGGAAACACAAGAGUGAAGCUAUGAUCGCACGUUCCUGUCGCUUGCGUUUGCAUCGAAUUCCGAAGGGUUUGUCCAGUAAAGACAUCGAAAAGUGGUUUUAUGAGAACACCCACAUCGUGCCUACCGCUGUAGAGAAGAUUGUCUGGCUGCCGAACCAAAACCGUGGCUCGUGUAACGUGACUUUCUCGACCAACGCUCAUGCAGCUCUGGCCUUCGAGAGUGCCCAAGGUCCGAACGGUAAGACCAAGAUCACCAACGAUUCUAUCGGUCGCCCACAGAAAACGAUCGCUAUCGUCAGCUACAUGGGGAAAACAUACAAGAAUGUGGCACUUGGGGUUCUAUAG